Messenger RNA from Poecile atricapillus (Black-capped chickadee), 4397 nucleotides. RefSeq names its product solute carrier family 13 member 5 (gene SLC13A5). Gene Ontology annotation, molecular function: citrate transmembrane transporter activity; succinate transmembrane transporter activity; sodium:dicarboxylate symporter activity. Lineage: Eukaryota; Metazoa; Chordata; Aves; Passeriformes; Paridae. Bases 162 to 1925 code for a protein of 587 amino acids. Gene Ontology annotation, cellular component: membrane. The transcript is spliced from 12 exons. The record is from RefSeq and is a predicted model, not a curated record. Gene Ontology annotation, biological process: citrate transport; monoatomic anion transmembrane transport.
CCUGUUCCUUCCCGGUCCCCAGCCGCACCGCUGCCCGGGGCGGCCCCCGGCGGGGCGGGCGGGACGUGUCGCCCCCGGCCGGGUCCCUCCCGCCCUGUACUUAAAGCGGCGGCGGCGGGCACUGCUCCCGCUCGCGCCCUGACCGUAUCACCCCACAGAACAUGGCCCCGACGUGCCUGCGGCCCCUGCUGAGGUACCGCUCCUUCGCCAUCCUCUUCCUCACGCCGCUGCUGCUGCUGCCGCUGCCGCUCGCUGUGUCCACGCGGGAGGCUAGAUGUGCAUAUAUCAUCAUCAUCAUGGCUGUGUACUGGUGCACUGAAGUGAUCCCCCUGGCUGUCACCUCCCUCAUUCCAGUGGUAUUUUUUCCUCUGCUUGGAGUUCAGACUGCUAAAAAAGUGUGCUUUCAGUACCUAAAUAACACAAACAUGCUCUUCCUUGGAGGGCUGAUUGUCGCAAUUUCUGUUGAGCAGUGGAAUCUUCACAGAAGGAUUGCACUGAGAGUCCUUCUGAUUCUUGGGGUGAAACCUGCACUCCUCAUGCUGGGAUUUAUGGCAGUCACUGCCUUCCUGUCCAUGUGGAUAAGCAACACAGCCACCACUGCCAUGAUGGUUCCCAUUGUCCAGGCUGUUCUGGAUCAAAUGGACAGCACGGAGUAUGAUGUGUCCAUAAUGGAACAAGCAACUGGGCAAACAAAUGCAGUGAUAGAGCUGGAGGAAAAGAGCACAUCAGAGUCCACUGCAGUGCACGUUGUAAGCAAUGAACAAGCCCCUGAUGACCCCAGAUCUUCUGAGGAACAGAAAAUGAAGAAGCGUAUAUGCAAGGGAAUGACACUUUGUGUAUGCUAUGCUGCCAGCAUUGGAGGAACUGCAACACUUACCGGAACAGGACCAAAUGUGGUACUGAAAGGCCAGAUGAAUCAGUUAUACCCCAACAACAACGAUAUUGUGAAUUUUGCUUCCUGGUUUGGAUUUGCAUUCCCAAACAUGAUUGUGAUGUUGGCACUAGCUUGGCUUUGGUUACAGUGCUCCUUCAUAGGACUCAACUUUAAAAAAAACUGGGGCUAUGGGACAGAGAGAACUGCCAAAGAAAAAGCUGCAUACAAUGUGCUGAAGGAAGAAAUGAGAAAGUUAGGCCCUGUCUCUUACGCUGAAUUAAAUGUCUUCCUGUUGUUUUUAUUGCUGGUGCUCUUGUGGUUUACCAGAAACCCAGGCUUUGUAAAAGGCUGGGCUGCCAGGCUCUUCUCAGGAGGAGACAAGUAUAUCACUGAUUCUGUUCCUGCUAUGUUUGUUGCCCUGUUACUGUUUGUCCUUCCUGCUCAUAAGCCCAAAUUCAUAGCCUGGAAUCAAAGCAUGUCUGACCCUAAACAGACUGAAGAAGAUAUAAAAAAGCCAUUUUUACCAACCUCGCUGCUAGACUGGGAUGUGGUUCAAAGGAAGAUGCCCUGGAGCAUUGUGCUGCUGCUGGGAGGAGGUUUUGCUUUAGCUGAUGCAAGCGCAAACUCUGGGCUCUCAGCUUGGCUGGGUCGUCAGAUGACUCCCCUGGGAUCUAUCCCACCGUGGGCCAUUGCAACAGUGGUCUCCCUUAUUAUAGCUGUCUUCACUGAAUGCACCAGUAACGUGGCCACAGCUACCCUCUUCCUGCCUGUCUUUUCAUCCUUGGCUACAUCUAUCAAGAUCCACCCUUUGUAUGUUAUGGUGCCUGCUACUCUCAGUGCUUCCUUUGCCUUCAUGCUACCUGUUGCAACACCACCAAAUGCAAUAGUGUUUUCUUAUGGCCACCUCCGUGUUUUGGAUAUGGUUAGAACUGGAAUAGUGAUGAACAUCAUUGGAGUCUGCUGUAUCACCCUCGCCAUCAACACAUGGGGAAGACCUGUAUUUGGGCUGGACACAUUCCCAGCCUGGGCAAACAGCACAGCAAACCAGUGAGCUGUGAAGAACUCUCGUGUUAAACAAGGAAAGUACCCUUAGUAGUCCCUAUUGCCUAAAGUCCUGUAUAGAAUCUCAUCACCAUUUCAGAUCCAGUGCUGGGUGUUUGCUGCCUUCCAGCAGUCACCAGGUUUGAACCAACCCAAUCUUACUCCACUUGUGAUGGAGCCAAAAGUGUUUGCAACUAUACAACCUUAUGUGUUGGGAUCAUAAGUAUGAUCAAGUGAUCCAUUGUACCUCCAAUCAAGGUCAAGAAUUAGGAUUUAUCAGACUUUCAAUAGAGAAAGGGGAGGCUAUUUUAUCAAGUGGUUUGAGCUAUUAUAUCACUGGUAUGUACUUGUAAAUCAUUAACAUUGAACAUUACAUUCAGGCAAGGGCUGAACAUUCCUUACAUCCUUGUAUCCUGAGCAUUCCUUGUAUCUACAAGUCAGCAACUGUACAGAGAAAUCUCUGUUGUCACUUGUCCAGUGAAGAAGGGGGUACAUGAUGUUAUGUUUUAGUUGGUCCUCAGCCGUGUGGUGGGAUUCUUCCAAGUUAAUAUCCAACACACUUUCUCUCGCCUUUUUUCACUUCCAAGUCUCAGUGCAUUUAGACACCUUUACUGAGGGUUGAGAUAACAUAAUUCCAUGCUGGUCAUGAUUCAGCUGAUUCUCGGACAAUGAUGCACUAAGGUUGGCUCUGUGUUUCUUGUGGCAAUUAGAGGCAAGGGAGCCUUUCCCUCAGUCACAGGUGUGAUUUCACAUGCCAUCCAGUGUUUCUAGUGGUAGCCUGGAGAUGACCAGUGGCCCAUAGAACUUCACAUCUAUUGCAGAAGUUCCUGAAUUAGUCCCUGAUGUGCCUUAAUUAAUAACUGCAAUUUUUGAGUGAAGCCAAGACAUGAGAAAGGCUCUAAUUAAUGCCCUGGGAAAAACUGAUGGACCCAGAUUCUAGUCUUGUGUGUGUGCUGGCUGACAGCAGUGGGAGUUAUCUGGUGUACUUUGGAAUUUUUGGCUGGUGAGAAAAGCAGUUUUUAACCUAUAUAUGCCAUUUCUGUUGCAGUAGUAGUCUACAGAAUUAUUGGUGUUGGGCUGGAUGCAUUUUGACAUUUCCUUCAGCCCUGGGGGAUGGUGGUGGGGGGAGGUAAAGCAAUGUCUUGCAGUGGAAAGAUCUGUGGGUAUGACCUGGGAUUUGCUCCUAGACAUCCCCAUGCCAGUCAAUUCACCUCUUUUUUGCCUAUUUCCCCUCCUAAAGAAGAUGUUAUGGAACCUAUCUACCUCACCAAGGUGUUGUGAGGACAUAAGGGUCAAAUUCUGCAGCCAUAGUGAUUCCCACCAUGAUAACAGGUGCAAGGUCUUAAGUUAUAGAACCACAGAAUUCUGUCUAGAAGAUCCGGCAUAUAGCAUAGUACUGUGUGUAGGAUAUUUCGUAGUUCUUUUAUUAAUGUGAGUUUUCUUUAUGGAACUGGAAAAAUACAUUUUUAUCUAGAAGUGAGGGAAAUAUUUAUCCAUAAAAUUAACAGGUGCUUUUUUGAGCAGAAAACUGCUUUAAGAAUUGAUUUCUGUGCCUUUAUCUUUUGUGUUCUUUCACAGUGCUAAGCACUAUAAACUGUCUGAUGAAUGUUGUUCCUGAGUGCCACCAAUGGCUUCCUGUUUUCCCAGCUGGCUGCAUGUGGUGCAAGCUCACACUUCUUCCAGGGAAUGGUGGAGCAUGUGGAUAAACACACUUCCACUUGCAGAGUCCAUCUAAGGAAGAGGCCAGUUCUAGUGCCAAGAAUUGGCUUGCUCACAGAUAUUUGUCACCACCUGAAACUUAACAGAGUAUUUUUUUGAAGAAAGUGAACAGUUGAGCACCUUCUGUCCUUUGGCAGUCACCACUUAAUGCUGAUUUGCAUCUCUAGGUAUCUAAAUGCAUUUGAGAAAGGGACUUUCUCUGCUUUUUGAUGGACUUCACAGUGUGAGAACAUGUUAUUUUUGCUAGAUACAUGGUGCUUGCUUUGUCUGCCAAGUAGGAUACAGGGGAGCUUGCAUGGGUAGAUGAUACUGAACUUGGCUCAGUUCGUGCUGAUCAAAAUUCCUCUAAAACUGGUUCCAACUAAAAGCUGUAGGAUGGACACUUCACUGUCCUGUUUGCAGAAAAUAAUGUUCUGAAAGUUUCUUGAAGGGCAGAAAUUGCCCUCAUAUCAGCUAGUGAAAAACUUCACUCUGUUGCUGGACAAGGAGGAAGCAAAUGCUUUUUUUCAUCAACAGUCACACAGGGUAAUUCGUGGUCAGGAGUGCUGGGCCAGGGGAACUGUGCAUGUGGGGUAAUAAAGAGUGGUUUAUUGUAACUGUGAAGUAUUGGAUGUGUCACCUCUCUAUACUGUUAAUAGCAUUUUCUUUCUGAGACACUGUUAUGACAUCCUGUGAUCGAUUCACAUUUAAUUUAAAUGGGUGGAUUGCAUAAUUGGAGUCUGGCAAAUAAAAACUUUCUUGAACUGUCUCCCCUCCUGUGCAA